Messenger RNA from Zygosaccharomyces rouxii, 1545 nucleotides. RefSeq names its product mitogen-activated protein kinase kinase STE7 (gene STE7). Gene Ontology annotation, molecular function: ATP binding; MAP kinase kinase activity. Gene Ontology annotation, biological process: MAPK cascade; protein phosphorylation. Bases 1 to 1545 code for a protein of 514 amino acids. The transcript has a single exon. NCBI's taxonomy places the organism in Eukaryota, Fungi, Ascomycota, Saccharomycetes, Saccharomycetales, Saccharomycetaceae. The record is from RefSeq and is a predicted model, not a curated record.
AUGAAUUUUCAAGCACCGAGCCUUUUCCAUGGUAGGACCCAGAAGAAACGGAAUCUUAAGCAGUUGGCGUUACCACAGAAUGCAAUUGAUGGGAAUGCGUAUGGAUGUGAAAUAACGACCAGUGCACAGGAGCAUGGCAGUAGCAAUGAAAAUUUACAUGACAUGAAUAAUAUAAGACUUGGAUCAUCUUCCUCAUCGUCAUCAGGUAAAUUAAAUUUCCCCAAAAAUGAUGCAAGUAAUCUAUAUCUCCGAAGGGGAUUCAAAGGUAAGAUUCAUUUAAACAAUAACUCAGCACUCGACCUGAAGAACGAGAAUAGAAAUGGUAGUAAUGAGGGUUUGGGGAUGGUACAACAGUCUUUUGUAGUUAGUAGUCCAACUAAUUCGUCACCAUCCACUACUACAAGUCUUAAUCAUGUAUUUACCCCGAUGGAUGAAGAGGUAUCUGUGGGAUUACCAGAGGGCGAAUUGUCGAAAUCUUCGAUUUUCAGGAAUAGUGAUUCAAGUACAAGUGGUACUACGGGCAAUUCGAUCAAAUUAGACAAUCUGGUUCAGUUGGGGAAGAUCGGUUCGGGAAAUUCAGGUACAGUUAUAAAGGCGUUACAUGUACCUGACUCUAGAAUUGUUGCCAAGAAAACUAUUCCCGUUGAAAAUAAUAAUCAUUUAGUAGUAAAUCAACUGGUUAGAGAAUUAACCAUUAUGAAAAGUGUUCACAUGCAUGAUAAUAUAGUUUCGUUUUACGGUGCAUAUUAUACACACGCAAGUAAUAAUGAAAUCAUCAUACUGAUGGAAUAUAUGAAUUGUGGAUCUCUGGAUAAGAUUCUUUCAGUUUACAAAAGGUAUGUGGCAAGACAUACAUCAAGUAGAGCUGUACCUUGGUUUAAUGGAUUAGUCAUUUCAAAGAUUUCCAAUGGCGUAUUAAACGGGCUAUUAUACCUUUAUGAACGUUAUAAAAUUAUUCAUCGAGAUAUUAAACCCUCGAAUGUCUUGAUUAAUAGUAAAGGUCAAGUUAAAAUUUGCGAUUUUGGAGUUUCCAAAAAAUUGAUUAAUUCGAUUGCCGAUACCUUUGUUGGUACCUCAACAUAUAUGUCGCCUGAACGUAUACAGGGGAACGUUUACUCGAUAAAGGGUGACGUUUGGUCACUGGGUCUUGUAAUUAUUGAAUUGGUAACGGGCGAAUUCCCAUUAGGUGGUCAUAAUGACACUCCUGAUGGUAUAUUAGAUCUUUUACAGAGAAUUGUCAAUGAGCCAUCUCCGAAAUUACCACAGGGACAAGGUUAUGAAUUCCCGAAGGAAAUGAUUGACUUUGUUAAUAGAUGUUGCGUUAAAGAGGAAUCUCAAAGGUCGUCGAUACAAGAAUUGUUAUGCCACGAUUUCAUAAACAUGUACAAAUCAAGAGAUAAGGAUUAUAAACACUGGUGUAAAAAGGUUAAAGUAAGGAUAAGGGAGGAUAAACAGAUUAGACGUGAAGAUAAUGAACGUGUAAAACUUGAACAGAAACAAUUAGAGAAAGCCGCAGAAGCUGCUACAACAGCAAGGCGGUCGUGA